AUGAGCAGUCCGACCGCCGUGCCCACUGCUGAUGACUGCCGCCGGGCUGCGAGGAAGCUGGGGGAUCUCUUUGCCCAGCUGCCUUUGGCUCAGGACGGCCAGUGGCAAGAGAUCGAAGUAACCGCGCGCAACCUCGCGAACGGCCUCAGAGUCAAGGGCGGACCCGUGGACAGUCAUACGGCUCUGGGCAAGACCCUACUACCGCAAACCCUCACAUCCCUGCUCAAAAGCGCGAUCGGCGAGUCCACACCAGACCCAAGCCGCACAGCUGCCGUGUACGAGAUUCUGCGGGUUGGCGCAAAUUUAUGUAUGGACCAUGAUGACAAUAGAGGCUUCCUAUUAGAGGCAGGAUUCCCUCAGACCGUGGUUUCUUUGUUAGAAGGUUAUACAGAGUCGAUACCCUCAAGCAGACACCGAGCCGACCCAGCACCUCUGAGUAUCCCCGACUUGAAGCUAAUCAAGACAGCAAUUGGAGUACUGUUGAACUGUAGUAUCGAUUAUGAACCGGUCAAGUCGCGUCUGAUAUCGCUAGAAGCCGCAAUAACAAUAUUACGGCUAUCGGCGGCUAUAUACCCGCCAGGAUCAUGGAUGGCCUCGCAGCCAAGUGCGGACUCGUCAGACCAGGAAUUCCUGGAGUCCUGGAACCUGCGGAGUGGCUUGUCCAGUUGGGCGUGGCGAGCAAUCUCGGAAUUAAGAGAAGAUAAUAUACAGACAUUCAAUCCGGAUGUCUUGCCGCUCAUUGUGAGCCCGCUUCUCACUUUCGUGCCUCCACAUGGAUCGCCCAGCGGUGCCCUCGCCAUGCCAGAGGCCUCUUCUACCAGACGAGCACUAUUGCAAGCCGAUUUUGAGUCGCUGGAGGAAGUGUCAUCCUUGAUAGAAGCGCUUGCUCUAGAUGUCGAGGAUAUCCGCCUUGCCUUUGCACGGAGCAUGAACCUAGACAGCACGCCCGACAGUUUAUCAAGUCUAGGCGUCCUCUUAGAUUUCAUCGAGCGAGGGGACUAUCCGUCGGCAUGGGCUUCUGACUUCUCGGAAGAGGAGCGCUUCAAGAAGGCGCGCGCCUUUGACAUGUUCAAGUCUGCUUUGAUCAAGGCCGUUGUGGAGGUAGCGGGGGACGAGAAGAAUGAGGAUGUCCUGUGGGAGAAAGGAGCGGGUGAUGACUCGUUCGUCGGCAGGAUGGUGUCGUGGAUUAGGAAGCAUAAGGACUUGCGGACAUCAGACGCGAGGGAUGACCUGGUUAUUUGCUCGACGCUGAGUCUGGGGAAUAUUCUUCGACGAGAGCACCACGCAGUGUCACUCGUGGAAGCUCCUAUCUCCAUUGUCCCCGAUCUCCUCUCCAUGUUGAAGCCCGACUCUGACAUCAAGGUCAAACACGGCGUCGUAGGACUACUGAAACAGUUAUCACACACACCACGGGUCAGACCUUCACUAGGGAAGGCCGGUGUGUUGCAAAAGCUCGCACAGUCCCAGGUGUGGGGAGAGAAGUCCGAUAUUGCAGAGAUUGUAGAGGCCUCUGCUAUUGGUGUAGCGAAGCAUUUGUGUACUGCCAAUGCGGAGAAUGCCUGCCAUCUUGUACUCUCCAGCGAAGGGAUAAGUCCUGAAGAGACUGGUGCUAAGCAAAUACUGGCUUUAAUACGGCGCUCGGACACGAUAGCAGUGAAGAGUGAAGGCACUCGUGUUUUCGUGCAAGUCAUCAAGAGCCUCUGGUCCACCGAGGGAGGCUCAGGCGAGAUGACAGAGCGGAAACAAGAAGCUAGAACGGCUCUGAUAAAUCCCGACGUGGCUGCCGCCCUCGCACAACUUAUCGGACGGAGUAGAAAAUAUCCCAUAUUGAUCAACGAAGGGGUGGUGGCGCUGACGUUGCUCAGCAUGUUCCCCGGAGGUGGCAAGAUCGUGCUUGAUGCCCUCUUGAAUCCUCUACCGCAGGAGGUCAAUCCUCGCCAGUCUUUUGCGGCGAAAUCGCUCCCUUCGUCGUCGUCAAACCCGACUUCAGCAUCGACCACGAGCGCUGCAUCAUCUCCUGCAGCGGGAGGGCCCACACGUGCACUAGACAUGCUCGUUACGGUGUUGAAAACUCCUGAGAGUCUCCCCCUUAUACCCGUGGAGGUGCGCGCAAACAUUUGCUCGUUACUCGGGCAGCUGGGCAAAAAAGGAAAAGUGAGUGAGGAGGACGACAGGACGGCAGAUGUAGAGCGGGUUAAGUCUGCUACUAGAGAGAUCCUGGAGUCGCUUGCGCGGACAUCUGCCGCGGAGGGAACCAGUGAGAAAACUGGCGGGAUUGUGGGUACGGCGGCGAGAAAGGCUCUGGAUGCAUGGGCGGAGGGCCCUUCGAAUUCAUGAUAUUGUAUACAUUUCUUUUCUUGGAUUAGAGGCUGUAUAUCGUUGGCUUUCUUCGUCUGUGCUACGACCUCAUACCCAACUCAUUCAAUCUGGGGCUGUAUACUGUAGUGUGGCUCCCAUUCCCAUUGGCCAAUGAUGAGCGUGG
This is a messenger RNA of Gloeophyllum trabeum ATCC 11539, 2482 nucleotides long. RefSeq lists its product as uncharacterized. Gene Ontology annotation, biological process: positive regulation of GTPase activity. The record is from RefSeq and is a predicted model, not a curated record. Gene Ontology annotation, molecular function: guanyl-nucleotide exchange factor activity. The coding region runs from base 1 to 2337 and encodes 778 amino acids. Lineage: Eukaryota; Fungi; Basidiomycota; Agaricomycetes; Gloeophyllales; Gloeophyllaceae. The transcript has 8 exons. Gene Ontology annotation, cellular component: cytosol.